AUGCGGUUCGAGGACUGGGAUGUCUUGCUCUUCCCGCGGGACUGCAAAGUCCCCGUGAAAGAAUUCAAGGUGGCCUGCCAUGUCAUCCACGAUGCCGUCUCGAUUCACUCCUGGUCAUCGCCCACCGUCAGCCAGUUUACCAGAUGCUACAGCAAGUAUGGCGAUGAUGCCAACUUUGAGGCCCGCGUCUUCGUUGACGGACAGUUGGUUGCCUCUGCGCGUCUCGAUCAAGACAAGGACUGGCCGCACAUUAUCGUUCACAGCUUCGGUGUCUCGAAGAACGGAGACCUCGAGCCUCUGAGGUUCCCAAGCUUUCGCCAGGAGCUUCUUCGACAGAAUCACUGGCAUCCCGCCGACAACUUUGGCCGCAUCAAGAUUGUGAUUAGCGAAGGCUUCCCGCGCGACUCUCUGUCGCUGCCCAUGGAGCGGGUCAAGAAUGUUGUUGCGUUCUCCUUUCAGCAUGCGCCUCUUGAGAUCCUGGAGAAUUCUUGCAUCGCCUGGCCAAAUCCAAGCAUGUGGCGACGGAUCCCAGCCCCUGCAACGAGGGCUGUUCAAGCUUAUCCGUCUGACGAUACUGACUCACAUGCCCAUUCUCCAAGAAGGAAAUACACUCGGACAAACGCAAACCCUCCUUCUUCCUCGACUGAGCACCUCAGCAGCACAAUGAACAGCCGAAGCGUCCGGCCGAGUCAGAGGAUGUCUAGCUUCCAAAGCAGCAACACUCGCGCUGCCUCUGGAAGCACCAGCACCGGCACUCUGGAGACUAUCAGUGACUCAAACACCUACUUUGAGUGGCUCAAUGGCAUGGGCACCGGAACAGCUGAUUCAUAUCAGCUCGUUGAGAACGAUCUAUUCGCACCAGGCCAGCACGGAAGACGGCUUCCCAGUGCCGGUGUGCCACCAUACAUGUCAUUGGGCAAUAGCAUGGGACCAUAUCUGGACCAAAGCCUGGAAUUGCAGGACUUCCGAAACGAAGUCAGCCGCGACCAGUUUGACUAUCUGAGGUCUACCGCCCAAGUUUCGGGCGUCGAAGCCGUUUGCAGCCAGGAGACACAAGAUCUAUUCUUGCCUCGGCUGUCCCAGGACAACAUGUUCACGAUGGAUACGCCCACUUCACUGGCUCACUCGCUGCUUAACCAACCGAUGCCAGCCAACCUCUUGGGCAACAGUACUCGUGCUGCAAACCCUGAGGCAAGGCCUAACCAGGCAGACGACCUUCACCAGGCACCAGAUCCAUCUCCCUCGAGUGACUCUACGACGUCCACCUCCCGCAACAAUAUUUUUGGCGCGAAGAAGACCGCUCGACGGCCCCAAAAAGCGCACAACAUUGGUGCGCAAGUCGAGUCAAGCAGCUCCGGAUACAUAUCGUCUCUGCCAGCCGCCAACCAGCAUCUAGUCUCGGUCGAAGAGUAUGUCACUGCUUUGGAAGCCCGUCUGGCCGAAGACACGGCUGUGGGCGAUUCAGCACCGACCUCUACCGGCAAGGGAACAAAGAGAAGCCACGAUUCGGCAUCUGGUCCUGGAAGCGCCGUGAUGAGCGACAAGGACCAAAGACGGCCAAGCCCUCGAGCUCACAUCACGGCUCUACUCGCGCAAAGCCCAACAUUCAACAACCAAUAG
Messenger RNA from Trichoderma reesei QM6a, 1620 nucleotides. RefSeq lists its product as uncharacterized. The coding region runs from base 1 to 1620 and encodes 539 amino acids. The transcript is spliced from 6 exons. Lineage: Eukaryota; Fungi; Ascomycota; Sordariomycetes; Hypocreales; Hypocreaceae. The record is from RefSeq and is a predicted model, not a curated record.